This is a messenger RNA of Carassius gibelio (silver crucian carp), 7918 nucleotides long. RefSeq names its product argonaute RISC catalytic component 3b (gene ago3b). Gene Ontology annotation, biological process: regulatory ncRNA-mediated gene silencing; regulation of stem cell proliferation. The record is from RefSeq and is a predicted model, not a curated record. The coding region runs from base 685 to 3288 and encodes 867 amino acids. Lineage: Eukaryota; Metazoa; Chordata; Actinopteri; Cypriniformes; Cyprinidae. Gene Ontology annotation, molecular function: RNA binding; protein binding. The transcript is spliced from 19 exons.
UCAGUUUUGCAGUGACUCAAAAAAUAAAGAAACUGUAAGAUACAUUUCUAACUAUUAUUUAGACUGAUUUUAAAUACGCAAGCCACGUGUUCCGAGUUAGUUUUAUCAGACCAACUUGCUUGUUUAGUACAGAUCUGGCAACAUACUCUGACUGUACAGAGAUGGUAAACCCAAGGCAAACCGGUAACACACCGACGGAGUCGAUGAGACGGCAACGGCCACUGGCAAACUCCGACUAAAGACUGGAAUAAAACCCACAUUUUCGACUGGGCAGCGGGUAUUCAUCUAUAAACUUCAUAUCUGCGUGGAUGUCUUUAAAUGUUAAGAGAUUGGCAUUUAGAAAGACACCGCGAAUGGUCCGAGGCUCCUGACAAACUGUUUCGCGACGGCUGUUAAAACCAUUUUCCUCGGGGUCUUUUUGCUUGCCAGCUGGUAGCAAUUACGGAUCAACGACAUACGGUAGGAGACACGGUACGGGAGUCCGUGCUCUUUUGGUUGCCUGACUCGGUACUGUCUGGGUGGACCUCGGAGUGGAGCAGCACCUCGGAGCGGCCCGCUUCGACAGCGCGGUAGAGCCGGGGUGUAGUUCGUCUUACGGAGGACAUUCAGCGGCUUUAAACAAACACUUUUCAGCCGCUAUUUGAUCCCCAGGAGCCGGCUAGAAUCCGGACAGAGACCUCAUGAAUGGAAAUCGGAACUACAGGAGCUGUUGGGGCUGCACCCCUGUUCUCCGUACCUCGGAGGCCAGGCUAUGGCACCAUGGGGAAGCCCAUCAAGCUGCUGGCCAACUGCUUCCAGGUGGACAUCCCCAAAAUGGACGUCUACCUGUACGAUGUGGACAUCCAGCCCGAAAAGUGCCCACGUCGUGUUAACAGGGAGGUGGUGGAUUCCAUGGUGCAGCACUUUAAGGUGACAAUCUUUGGGGACAGAAGACCAGUCUAUGAUGGCAAGAAAAGCCUCUACACCGCCCAACCAUUGCCAGUUGCUACAGGGGGGGUGGACCUGGAUGUGACCUUGCCAGGUGAAGGUGGGAAGGACAGGCUGUUUAAGGUCACCAUUAAGUUUGUGUCACUGGUCAGUUGGCACUUGUUGCAUGAGGUCCUCACUGGGCGGAGCACACCUGAUCCUCUGAACCUGGAUAAGCCAAUCAGCACCAAUCCCGUACACGCUGUGGAUGUUGUUAUGCGCCAUCUGCCCUCUAUGAAGUACACCCCAGUGGGACGAUCUUUUUUCUCUUCCCCCGAGGGCUAUGAUCACCCACUGGGUGGGGGGAGGGAGGUGUGGUUUGGCUUCCACCAAUCAGUGCGUCCAGCUAUGUGGAAAAUGAUGUUGAACAUUGAUGUGUCUGCCACUGCAUUCUACAAAGCUCAACCUGUGAUUCAGUUCAUGUGUGAGGUCCUGGAUAUCCACAACAUCGAUGAGCAGCCUCGACCUCUCACUGAUUCCCACAGAGUCAAAUUCACCAAAGAGAUCAAAGGUCUAAAGGUGGAGGUCACCCACUGUGGCACCAUGCGGAGGAAGUACAGGGUGUGUAAUGUUACUCGUCGACCAGCCAGUCACCAAACGUUUCCAUUGCAGUUGGAAAAUGGCGAGACCGUGGAGAGAACCGUGGCACAAUACUUCAGGGAAAAGUACAACUUACAGCUCAAGUACCCCCAUCUGCCCUGCCUGCAAGUAGGGCAAGAGCAGAAGCACACAUACCUGCCUUUAGAGGUGUGUAACAUUGUGGCAGGCCAGCGCUGUAUUAAAAAAUUAACGGACAACCAAACCUCCACCAUGAUCAAAGCCACGGCCCGCUCGGCACCGGACAGACAGGAGGAGAUCAGCAGACUGGUGCGCAGUGCCAACUACAACUCGGACCCCUUCGUGCAGGAGUUUCAGUUCCGUGUGCGGGAUGAGAUGGCGGAGGUGACGGGUCGUGUCCUGCCCGCCCCUAUGCUGCAGUACGGCGGCAGGGUGAGCUCUGAACACUUUAUGAAUCGUACAGUAGCCACCCCAAGUCAUGGAGUGUGGGAUAUGAGAGGCAAGCAGUUUCAUACUGGUGUGGAGAUCAAGAUGUGGGCCAUUGCUUGCUUUGCCACUCAGAGACAAUGCAGAGAGGAAGUUCUCAAGGGCUUUACGGACCAGCUCCGGAAGAUCUCUAAGGAUGCAGGGAUGCCCAUACAGGGCCAGCCAUGUUUCUGCAAAUACGCUCAGGGUGCAGAUAAUGUGGAGCCCAUGUUCCGCCACCUGAAGAACACCUACGCUGGCCUCCAACUCAUCAUCGUCAUUUUACCUGGGAAGACUCCUGUCUAUGCUGAAGUGAAACGUGUUGGAGACACUCUUCUGGGAAUGGCCACUCAGUGCGUUCAGGUGAAGAACGUGGUGAAAACCUCCCCUCAGACCCUCUCCAACCUCUGUCUCAAGAUCAACGUCAAACUGGGUGGCAUCAACAACAUACUGGUUCCCCAUCAGCGCCCAACUGUAUUCCAGCAGCCUGUCAUUUUUCUGGGAGCUGAUGUCACUCAUCCGCCUGCAGGAGAUGGGAAGAAACCCUCCAUUGCAGCUGUGGUGGGCAGCAUGGACGCUCACCCCAGCAGGUACUGUGCUACCGUCCGUGUUCAGAGGCCCAGACAGGAGGUGAUUCAGGACCUGGCGUCCAUGGUGCGAGAGCUGCUCAUCCAGUUCUACAAGUCCACCCACUACAAACCCACCAGAAUCAUCUUCUACAGGGACGGUGUUUCUGAGGGACAGUUCAGACAGGUGCUGUACUACGAGUUGUUGGCCAUACGUGAAGCUUGCAUCAGCCUCGAGAAGGAAUAUCAACCAGGAAUUACUUACAUUGUUGUGCAGAAGCGUCACCACACUCGUCUCUUCUGCGCUGACCGCACUGAAAGGGUGGGCCGCAGUGGUAACAUACCAGCAGGUACCACAGUGGACACUGAUAUCACCCAUCCUUAUGAAUUUGACUUUUAUCUGUGCAGCCAUGCUGGAAUACAGGGUACAAGCCGACCUUCACACUACCAUGUGCUAUGGGACGACAACUGCUUUACAGCCGAUGAAUUCCAGCUCUUGACCUACCAGCUGUGCCACACAUAUGUGCGCUGUACCCGCUCCGUUUCCAUCCCUGCGCCUGCCUACUAUGCCCACCUAGUGGCCUUUAGAGCCCGCUACCAUUUAGUGGAUAAAGAGCACGACAGUGCGGAAGGCAGCCACGUGUCGGGUCAGAGUAAUGGCCGAGACCCCCAGGCCCUGGCCAAAGCUGUACAAAUCCAUCACGACACUCUGAGGACCAUGUACUUUGCUUAGCCCCGCCUCCACAGACCUGUCAGUCGCUGGUCAUCGUGCACUUAGCGGAGGAGGGCUUCUCCCAAUCACAGGCUGCUAAAGAGAACCAAAUGUAGAACUUACAGGAGGAACUAGCACUGUUAUGCAAUAGAAAAACAGCCAAUCUUUCCAGUCUGCUUCGCUUACUAAUUGUUUUUAAUAUGUAGAUUGCAGCUAUACCAUUAUUUAUUAGAUUUGUACAUCUGUUUAUUAAUUUUGCCUAUUUAGGUCACAAAACCAAGUUUAAGAAGGUUUGCUUGAUGAACUCAGUACUAGAUCAGUGAAUGAGGCAGUGUUAUUUCUUAAGGAGCAGAUUGAUUAGCCCUACUCAUCUUGAUUUCUCCUUUUACAGAGAAACUAAUCAAACACACAUGAAGUUGAACAUCAGUGUCUUCUGAUUUAGUCGAAAAUGUCAGGCAGGCGUGUCUGAACUAAUGCUGGAGGAAUGCCACUAGAGGGCAGUGCGAUGUUGGCUAGGACAUCUUACUUUAGGUCCUCCACUAGACACUUGCUGCGCUAACCUGAAACCAUCCUUUAUAUUUUACUAGUAAAUCAUGCUUUUCCAGCAAAAUCUUAUGUAGUAUCUGCAAAAAAGACAAUUGAAAUGUUAUUCAAUUUCAUUCCAAACAGUCAGAAAUCCAUAUUUGUUCCUUUACAUCUAUUUUUCCAUGUGUCCAUGUUUUGUUCAGAUUUUUUAACAUGCGCUUAACCUCUUUUAUUCCAGUUUCACAGACUUUCAAAUUAUUCUAUAUAACUCUGUUAACUUUCUAGUUCAUGCGCUGUCUGGAAAAUAUUGCACCUACCAUUGAACUAUUGGUUCUUUUCGGUUUCUGGCGACUUUCUCUUUGGCUCACUCAUUAAUUAGAAGUGACAGAUUAGCUAAGGACUGCGGAAUCAACAAAAGAUGAACUUUGAAACUCAAGGGUUGUCAAAACGUUUCCACAUAGUCGAUUGUUUAUGUAUGUUUGUUGAAUGCUGUGUGCCUCAUUCAUUUUGAGUGCGCUAACAACACAAGCAUUCAAAUCAGUCAAAGCGUGACCAUUACAUUACACCAUUACACAUUUGAUGGAUGUGUGUGCACAUCAAAUCCACCCAAGGCCACUCUGAGGCCUACGUCAUCCAUUAAUAUUAACUUUAGACAUGUUAGACAUUUCAUUCUGACUUAUGAUCUCAGCUUAUUUAUAAUGUUGCUUUUAACUUGCAUUUGUCAAUAGCUCAUCUGUAAAUUUAAUUUAUCAGUUACACUUAUCAGUUUCUUUAUUUCACGUUUUAGCCCUGUGAACUCUGACAAACACUGUCCCAUAAUCCUUUUAGUGCAAUAAGCCAAUAAUUGACGGCUCUGUCGUAGACUUUCAUUAUACAGUGCAAACCGUACCUUAUGAGUGAAUGCUUUAAUUUAAAAAAACUUUUGUUGUAUGUGGCAUUGUGUAAGAGAACUUGAAUUGAUAUGGAUGAUGUGUGCUAGAAGGCUAGAAUGCUGGGUUGCGUUUACAGAGGAGAUGGAUACUCUCAUGGCUAUGUUUUAUGGGAAAGAAUCAGUUUGCUGUAAAGAGAUUUUGGACAAACCUUGCUGUCAAAUGAGACAAAGUGCCUGUUUUGUAGGAAAUAUCCCUAUAAUGCAAUUCUGUUGGGGUAUUUUUAAAUAUAUAGUUAAAGUAAGUGGUGUGUACAUGGAUUGGAAAGAUAUUUAGCUAUUGAAAUGGUUUUUAUUAAGGUCUUUCUGUUGUUAAGGGCAAUUUGAAUAGUUGAACUAAUAUAAAAUUGAAUAAACCAAGUGCUGGGUCAUUUUCUUUUGAACUUUUAAACUUUUGGACUUUCUUUUGAACUUUCAAACUCUCUUUUGAACUCUCAGAUAUCUUUUGAAUGUUUGAAGUUUCAAAGCUAUAUUUGAACUUUCUUUUAAACUUUAGCACUUUCUUUUGAACUCUCAGACAUUCUUUUGAACUUUCAAACUGUCUUUUGAACUCUGACAUUCUUUUGAACAUUUGAACUUUCAAAAACUCUUUUUGAACUUUCUUUUAAACAUUUGGACACUCUCUUUUGAGUUUUUAAAUUGCCUUUAGAACUUUCAAACUUUAUUUUGAACUUCAAGUUAAAAUUUUCAAACAAACUAUUUGGAGUUUCAAACACUCUUUUGAGCUUUCAGACCCCCUUGUUUUUCUUUUUUUCUUUUUUAACUCCUCUUCAAACCCCUGCAUGUUCACAGCCCCUGUAUAUUCAGCUGCAUUCCAUACAGACCAAACCGAUGUGCCUCGGAAAGCAGAGGUAGCAGGGAGUAUUAAGGAAAGGCAUUUGGAUUGCAGUAGUGUAAGUGUAGGGUUGUAUUUGUUAACUCCAUGGCCUCCGGCACACUUUCACAUCACCCUUAAUGUGAAUGGCACCGUGGUCUUUCUGCCCUAUAGCCACAAAUGUGUGUUGACCAGUGUAGCUGCUAUUUUACAUAAACUACAGCUGCUUUUAUAUGUGGAGAGAGAACAAGAGGGAUUGUGAGAAAUGACAUGCAUAUUUUGCUGCACUUAAAAAGCUGUAUGGACUCCGAUUUGAUGAAAUGCCCAAGGUGCUAAGAGGUGUAAUUCCGGGUUCUUAACUAUGCUAAUGUGUCAGCUCUGCAUUUACUGCGAAAAUCUUAGCUUUUUUUAAUGUAUGUUGAACAAUGUAGAUCUUUAGAGCAUUGUUUGGAUUUUUUGUUAAGAGUGUGUUGUUCGCUUGGCUUGUUAAUUACUCAAAUUACCAAACCCACAUACAUGAUGAUAUAUCCAAACAGUUUAAAUAAAAUCUUGUUUAGUGAGUUAACUGGAGUUUAGUUAUGUAAAAAAAAUCUUUGUGGUGAUGUCAAAUGUCUUGAGUGCUCUUUUUCAUUUGUUUCGAUGUGUUGAGAAUUGUUAUUUCUCUGCCGCUACCAGCAUUUGAACUUACUUGAAUAAGGGGAGUGAUCAGUAGUACCUUCACCCGUAUGCAUGUUUGGCUUUAGAUGGCCACUUAUACAACCACUUGUACAAGAUGCCAAGGACUAAAUCGCUUAAAAAUAAAAAGUCCAUAGGUGUGGCUUAAAUGGCACCUCCCUGUGAAACUGUGACGCAACACUCUCUACCCCUUGGCUUAAAGCUGGACUGCGGAUACCUUAAAGCAUUUUUAAUUCAGAGGAGAAGUAUAUUUGUAUAUUUUUAAACAACAGAACUGCAUAAUGCAUAUCAAUUAUUUUUGCUAACAAAGUCUAUGAAAGAUAAGCAAAAGAUGGUAAGCGUGAUCUUAAUCAUGAUAGUGACUAAUAUAAAUUGGGCUAAUAUGCAAUAGACUAUUGACUAGUAGAGCUCUCUCAUCUUGUUUUUCGCAUUGAAGAAUCUGCAUUGUCUUAUGGUAUUUAUGAGCUAAAUUAUGUAGUUCACAAAGUGAUGAACCUUCAGUCCUCUUACUUUAUUACUUUUAUUGACUUAAGCAUGAAGGUACCGCCUCAAACAAUAGUUUGAUUAAAAACCGAAUGUUUCACACACAAGCACGUAAAAAAAUGCCUGUAGGCAUCAAGCCCUCUUGAACUCAUAUUAACUGUGUCUGAACUAAAGUGAUAAACUGUUUCCCUCAAGCCUAGAGUAUUUGCUGCUUGAGAUUAUUUUUCUGACUAUGUUGAGGUGAAGAUUUAUCCUUUGGGCAAAUGAGUAAGUGGAAUGUGCCUUUUCUGAUGGUGCUGAUCUCAGACAGGUAAAAUACAACAUAUUUAAGGGCCCAACAAGCCUGUAUGAAGUUAUAUUAAUAUGAUAUAAUGUGUGUUGAAGAGUGUUAAAACUGUAUGUGUGGGUGUGAUUGUGCCUCUUAAUUCGCCAAGAACACAUUCAAUCACUGAGCUUGCCAGUUACAGGGUCUCUGGACCAAACUUUCUACAAGGGUUAAAGCUUCUUUUUGUAAGGAUUUGGGACUGCAAAACUAAUAGAUCAAGCACUGACCAGUCAGGUUACACAAUAAGAAGCCUGGAAAUUCAUCCCAUGUGAUGUUUUCCCUUUAUUGUUUUUUGUCUUCAAACCAUUUCUAGCAACCAAGACAAAUCUGUGUUCUCUAUACAUGAUGAAAUAGCAAUAACGGAAUUGGUAAUGUCACUAAUAUUUGGGUUAAAUAUUAAACUUUUUCAUAAUUGAACUUCACCGAUUCAACGGUUACAUUUCUUAACAUGAUGAUCUGGUGAUUUAUAAAAUGAGGAUAUCUGUUUCUGUGAUUAAAUACAGCACAUUAUGUAUCAGAUUUAUCAUACUAUGCGAGCUUCUUCUCAUCUUGAAGGAGCUUCAUAGGAUUCUUCGAAGUCAGCACUCUUUUCAUUGUGAUGCAACAUGAUGUUCAGCACUCUGAUAUAACAGUUUAGUUUGUUUGGUGAAAUAAUAUUAAUGAUAACAGAACUGUCCAGUUUUAAAAUAGAUAUCUGUCUCUUGUUUUAUCUCAGCCCUUCUAAUUGUGGUCUUUUUUUCUUCUUCUUUUUUUUGGUUCUAUUUAAUUGUCAAUAUUUUAAUUAUAACUGUAUGUAUGCAAACCUUGGAUAUGUCUUUUGAACUGUUUGUCUUGGACAAAAAUGGCACGUAUGAAUAAAUAUUGAAUGUACGUGCAUUUCUGUUUACUGUGCAAGAAAGGA